AUGUCGAAUCUCUCGAAACUGCAAUUUGAGGCUCUAGAUAUUUCUGAAAAAAAUUAUUUGGCUUGGGCCCUUGAUGCUAAAAUUAACUUAGCUGCAGAAGGUGAUGGAAAUGCUAUCAAAACAGGAAAUAAUGCAUCAGAACAACAAAAAGCAAAAGCUUUGAUAUUCAUUCGCCGUCAUCUUCAUGAAGGCCUGAAAAAUGAAUACCUUACUGUUAAAGAUCCUCUUGUGCUGUGGAAUAAGUUAAAGGAGAGAUAUGAACAUCAGAAAACAAUAAUUCUCCCCACAGCUCGGUACAAUUGGAUACACUUGCGGUUGCAAGAUUUCAAAACUGUAAUUGAUUAUAAUUCUGCAAUGUUUCAAAUUACUACUCAACUAGAGUUGUGUGGAGAAAAGAUAACAGAUGCUGAUAUGUUAGAGAAAACCUUUUCUACUUUCCAUGCCUCUAAUAAUAAUCAACUCUUAAUGAAAAAUCAUGAGGCCCGUCCCACCGGUGCCGCUCCAUUCCCAGAAGUGAAUGUAGCUUCACACCAAUAUGAUGACAGUCGUGGUCGUGGUCGUGGUCGCGGUCGUGGUCGCGGUAAUGAUCGUGGCCGCGGUCGUGGUCGUAAUCAUAAUCAUAUUGGAAUUUUUAAGAAUUCAUAUUCUCGCCAAAAGCGGCAAAAUCAUGAAAAGGGAAACGGUGGACAGAGUAGUAAGAAUAAUGAGAAUAUUUGUCAUCGCUGUGGAAGCAAAAAUCAUUGGGCUCGUACCUGUCGUACACCCAAACAUCUGAUCAAUCUCUAUCAGCAAUCACUAAAAGAGAAAAGGAUUGAAACUCAUUUUGCUAUCGAUGAUGCUGAUGAAGAUGUUCAUCCAAAUUAUGGUAAUAUGGAUGUCACUCAUUUAGAAAUUGGUGAUUUCAUUGAUGAUCCAAAUGGAAGAAUUGAUCACCUUAUUGGUGAUGGUAGUUUCAAGAAGUAA
Messenger RNA from Trifolium pratense (red clover), 963 nucleotides. Its product is annotated as protein MLN51 homolog. The record is from RefSeq and is a predicted model, not a curated record. Gene Ontology annotation, molecular function: nucleic acid binding; zinc ion binding. Lineage: Eukaryota; Viridiplantae; Streptophyta; Magnoliopsida; Fabales; Fabaceae. Bases 1 to 963 code for a protein of 320 amino acids. The transcript has 2 exons.